This is a messenger RNA of Drosophila subobscura, 1512 nucleotides long. RefSeq names its product CAAX prenyl protease 1 homolog (gene ste24a). Gene Ontology annotation, molecular function: metalloendopeptidase activity. Lineage: Eukaryota; Metazoa; Arthropoda; Insecta; Diptera; Drosophilidae. Gene Ontology annotation, cellular component: endoplasmic reticulum membrane. The record is from RefSeq and is a predicted model, not a curated record. The coding region runs from base 72 to 1427 and encodes 451 amino acids. Gene Ontology annotation, biological process: CAAX-box protein processing. The transcript is spliced from 2 exons.
GAUAACGCGUCGUCAUUGGGCGCAAGAAAACUCCACAUUUAUAAUAGUUUUAACGAAAAUAACGCAUUAAAAUGUCUUCAACAGAAGCAGACACUGUUCUGUACAGCAUUUUAGCUUUAGUUAUUAUUGAAAACGCUGUGGAGAUUUACAUAUCGCUGCGGCAAGUGAAAGUAUACCGAAAUGCACUGAAAGUGCCAGAGGAGCUGACGUCACACAUGACGGAGGAGACAUUCCACAAGGCGCGCCGCUAUGGCUUGGACCAGGAGACAUUUGGCAUCUUCAAGGCGGUGCUGAUGGAGGUCCUACUGCUUUGCCUAGAGCUGAACGUCGGCCUGAUUGCCGUGAUCUGGAAAAUGUCGGUGGAUGUGCUCGACAAGCUGGAGUGGGACGCCAGCAGUGAGAUUCUGGUCAGCUGUGUCUUUGUGGUCAUCUCGAAUGUGUUCAGCACAUUCAAGUCGCUGCCCUUCAAGAUCUACAAAAUCUUUGUGCUGGAGGAGACGCACGGAUUCAAUAAGCAAACGGCCGGCUUCUUUGUCUGGGAUCAGGUGAAGGGCUUCCUGGUCACCCAAGUGCUCAUGAUUCCCAUCACGGCGGCAUUAAUAUUCAUAGUGCAAAUCGGCGGCGACAACUUCUUCAUUUGGCUCUGGCUGUUCACUGGCACGCUCUCACUGCUCCUGCUCACCCUCUACCCAAUCUUCAUCGCUCCGCUCUUCGACACGUACACGCCGCUGGAGCAGGGCCCCCUGCGACAGUCCAUCGAGGAUCUGGCCGCCUCGCUGAAGUUCCCCCUCACCAAGCUGUUCGUUGUGGAUGGCUCGAAGCGCUCCUCGCACAGCAAUGCCUACUUCUACGGACUGUGGAACUCGAAGCGAAUCGUGCUCUUCGACACUCUGCUGCUGAACAAGGGCAAGCCAGACGCCUCGGAGCUGUCCGAUGAUGAGAAGGGCAAGGGCUGCACCAACGAGGAAGUGCUGGCCGUCUUGGGACACGAACUGGGCCACUGGAAGCUGGGCCACGUCACCAAGAACAUAAUCAUCAUGCAGGUUCACCUCUUCCUGAUGUUCCUCGUCUUUGGCUACCUCUUCUCAUAUGCGCCCUUCUACGUGGCCAUGGGCUUCGAGCCGGGCACUCGUCCUGUACUGGUGGGCCUGCUGGUGGUGUUCACCUACGUGCUGGCGCCGUACAAUGCCAUCAUUAACUUUGCCAUGACCAUCCUGUCGCGCCUGUUCGAGUACCAGGCCGAUGAGUUUGCCUUCAAGCUGGGCUUUGCCGAGCAGCUGGGCCGUGCGCUGAUCAAGCUGAAUCUGGACAACUUGGGCUUUCCCGUCUACGAUUGGCUGUACUCCACCUGGAAUCACUCGCAUCCCACGCUGCUGCAGCGCCUCAAUCGUCUGCAGGAGCUGAAGGAGAGCAAGAAACUAAACUAAAAACAGACCAAAGUAUACUCCGUAUUCCCCCACUGUAUGUUAGCAAGUAAAAUAAAGAAAGGGCAGGGGCUGGGAGUACCCCAAA